AUGGCUAACUUCACGACAAGAGCGGACUCGGAUUUGGCAUACGGCUGGGUUGUUCAGCCAGACGGCCGCGGAACAAUCGAUAUCCUCUACAACUGUCUGGUCACAACUUUUUUGUGUAGUUGGUCGGCACUGUUCCUAAAUAUACCAGCGGAGUAUAUAGGACCUCUAGCAUUCGUUGCCCACAAGUUACGAUUCAUGAUCUUCGCUAUAGCAUUCCCAGAAAUGCUUACAGGGAUGGCCGCAGAACAAUGGAGAUCAGCCUGUCAAUCAGUCGAAGAUUUUUCUCAACUUGCAAAGCGCUGGGAGUCGGCCUCGCGACUCUGUCAACCAUUCGGGUCCGAUUCGCAAGCAAAAGAGAAUCUCAAUCGGUUGAAGUGCUCCCCAUGGACAAUGCGGCAUGCUUUCUUUGCAGAUAUGGGUGGCUUCCUGUUAGACUGUCCGGGCUGUCGGCCUUUCCCAAUCGAUGCCCAGCAACUCUUAUACGUGGUAGAGAAUUACUACCUCGAAUACCCCAAUGUCGAGAAGAGGACAAUUGAGGACAGGGACAAGGCUGAUGGUUUUGCUCGAGCCAUUACUUUGACACAAAUCGUUUGGUUCCUUGUGCAAAGUCUUGGUCGCACGGUCCAGCAUCUUGACCUUUCCACGAUUGAGUUGUCGACCUUGGCCUUUAUAUUCUGUACCUUGAAUACGUUCUUUUUCUGGAGACACAAGCCUCUCGAUGUGGUAACACCAAUUGUACUGUCAUGCUCCACCCCUAUAGAAGAAAUAUUAAUCGGAGCUGGCAAGGGACCUCAGAAGCCAUAUUCGCAAACACCAUUAGACUUUGUGAAGCCUCCCGUGAGUCGAAGGAGUCUUUGUGCCCCAUUCUGGUUUGGUAUUAAAACUGUCCUCGACUGGCGCGAAAGGAGCAAUGAUUUGCCGAUCAAGGCUUUCGAGAAUAGCAGGACAAUACCUCCUCGCGGGCUUGCAGCGGCAGACCUGGUGUUUGCAAUUAUCUUUUCAUUUUCAUACUUUGGCAUACAUCUGGCAGGAUGGAACUUUGUCUUUCCAUCAAGGACUGAACAAUUGCUCUGGCGUGUAUCGAGUCUGACACUUCUGGGUCUGUUGGUAAUUUACCUGGCCGCUGUCGUCUUUGGGACGGUGAUGGGCGGUUGGCUCGCGAGGACGUUUUUCGACAACUAUGAGGAGACGACGAUCUUGGGCGUGGGUAGCUUGCUACCAAGAUGGACAGCCAUCUUGUUUCAUGGACCCGUGGUUGCAGCAUACGCUCUUGCACGAAUGUAUAUCAUUGUGGAAGGGUUUGUCAGCCUGCGGAGUUUGUCUUUUACUGCCUUUGCAAGCGUUGACUGGUCGAAAUUGGUUGGAGGGACCUGA
This is a messenger RNA of Endocarpon pusillum Z07020, 1374 nucleotides long. RefSeq lists its product as uncharacterized. The transcript has a single exon. NCBI's taxonomy places the organism in Eukaryota, Fungi, Ascomycota, Eurotiomycetes, Verrucariales, Verrucariaceae. The coding region runs from base 1 to 1374 and encodes 457 amino acids. The record is from RefSeq and is a predicted model, not a curated record.